AUGGAGCUGCUGGGUCUGUUGCUACGUCUCGCGGCAGCGCUGCUCCUGGUGGCCGUGCUGCUCGCACUUCGAGUCUGGCACGUGGUCGUGCCUCAGCGCGUCAAGGCGAGCGUGGCCAGCUACUCGAAGCCGCUGAAUGCCAAGGCUGCUGAGCGUCAGAUCCGUGUCAUGGCGGUGCUGGGCUCCGGGGGCCACACUACGGAGCUGCUGAAGCUCAUGAAGAGGCUCAAGAGGGAGGUCUACACGCCCAUCACGUUCGUGGUGGCCGAGACCGACAAGACCAGCCAGGCCAAGACCGAACUGGACUGGAAGCCGACGGAGACCGACUCGUUCGCCAUCAUCCCGCGCAGUCGAGAGGUUGGACAGUCGUGGUCGUCUACGGUGUGGACUACGCUGCGGUCGUUCCAGUCGUGUCUCGGUUUAGUCUACAAUCGGCGUCCGCAGUUGGUGCUGUGCAAUGGACCUGGCACUUGCAUCCCGAUCUGUGCGGCGGUGCUGCUGUUCCGCGUUUUGGGCAUUCAGAGCGACUCAAAGAUUGUGUUUUGCGAGAGCUUCGCUCGCGUGCAGCACUUGUCGCUCACUGGCAAGCUGCUCUACUACGUGGCCGACGAGUUCGUUGUGCAGUGGCCCCAGCUGCAAGCCAAGUACCCGCGCACGAAGCACCUGGGCGUCAUUUGCUAG
Phytophthora sojae is the source of this 681-nucleotide messenger RNA. RefSeq lists its product as hypothetical. Gene Ontology annotation, cellular component: UDP-N-acetylglucosamine transferase complex. Gene Ontology annotation, biological process: dolichol-linked oligosaccharide biosynthetic process. The record is from RefSeq and is a predicted model, not a curated record. NCBI's taxonomy places the organism in Eukaryota, Oomycota, Peronosporomycetes, Peronosporales, Peronosporaceae. The transcript is spliced from 4 exons. The coding region runs from base 1 to 681 and encodes 226 amino acids.